AUGACUCUUACGAUGAUUCAAACCUCAACCCAGUUCGAAGCGGAUCAGCUCUACAACGCCAUUCACUACUCAGAUUUCGCCUAUGACUACACAACGGCGGUUUCAGCCUAUUUGAAAGACUUUCCUGCUCUCCCCUCCGUUCCGACCACCGAAUACUCCUACGCACCAACCUCAAUACCUACUUGGUGGUCAGACUUCACGCACAGUACACUUUUGUCAGACAUGACUUAUCUAGUCUCACCAAGAGAGUUGAAAUCUCUGAUCGAAGCCGAAUUACACCAAGGUCUCACGCAGUCAGCUAUCCUCCAGCACUGGAUGAAGAGAUCUGGGAGCGAAAUCCCGCUUGGCAGUGCCGCUGCAGCCGCAGCACUCCAAGACGCUAUCAUCGUGGCCUCUGAUGCCGAGUGGUACGAGCACGAUGACCAUUUCAUCACGGAACUCGGAAUAUCUGUUCUCGAUCCGCGUUCCGUGCCACAACCAUUUUCCUCAUCACCAUGGGGUAUUCUCACCAGCAUGGAGAACUACCACGUGCGCAUCAAGCCCCACGCACAUCUCACCAACAAAGACCUCUGCGAAGGGCAUCCAGAUGCCUUUCAAUUCGGCAGCACAACCUUUGUCAGCGUGAAAGAAGCGAAAGAAAUGCUGCGCAGCAUUUUCACUCGCCGAGACAUAUACGGUAACCUACGUCCAAUAAUCUUCGUAGGCCACGCCGUCUCAAACGACUACGAAGUCAUAAAAUCGCGCUUUGGUCUCGACCUUGAAGAAAUCGGCACCAUCGUCGCAACAAUCGACACACAAGUGCUGGCCGUAGAGCACGGCCUCGUAAACCCAUCCCGCAAAAUCCGCCUUGCACAUCUCCUCGCCGAAUACGACAUCAAAGAACCAUACCUUCACAACGCCGGCAACGACAUCGUAUGCACCAUGAUCGCCGCCUUCCUAAUGCUUUGUCCUCCAACCCAAACCCCGCUCAACAAACUCCACUACGUGGACCUCAAAGCGCAACUCCACAAUGCGGGCCAAACCGCCAUCAAAGAAGGUCGCGGCUACGGCGUCACGCACGCGAAGACUCUACGCGUAUUCGGCAAGCGCUUCUUCUCCACUCUCAAGACCACUCUAAUGGCGUCCGAUCUCGCGAAGCUCGACGGCGUCUCUCGAAGUGCGCGACUAGCCAAAUACGUCAGGACCAUCCUGAUCAAGGACGACCAAGAAAAGGUCAUGCGGUCUGUUCUCUCGAGCGAAGCAGCCAUUGCUAAGCCCAUUGGCGCGGACCGAGAAGAGAUAGAAAGUGGCGUAGCGUCGUUGUACAUUAUGGAUUCGCAAGAUCACUUGAUCAAACGACAAUGUUAUCAAGAUCCAGAAGAGCUAGCGAGAUUGAGAGCGACAUAUCGCAUCUGGUCGCGCGAAACUGUGGGCAUCCUUGGGGUAGACAAAAUCGCCGUUGCGAAAUUGAAGGCUAUACUCCAGGAACGCCUCUUGUCUCUGGACACUCUUACUAUUGACUACUGUGACACUGGAGAUGGAAAGAAAGAUACAGAAGCUACCAUCUCGCUUGCUCAAGAAAUCAUUUCAGGUGGGAAACUUGCCAUUACUUCGUUUCAAGUCUACCUGCAUAUGCGAGGACUUCCCUGGAUAGGAGCCACCUUAACCCUGUACCUUGAUCGAGCCAGACAAGGAGAAGGUUUGGAAUUCGAUCUGCUUCGGAAAGUGGGAUUACAGCUGUCGUCCGGUGGACCUUCGUCAGACCAACUGCUUAGCCAAAUCUUCCACUGCGCGCCGAUGUUAGAAGAUCUCCGCCUGGAGCACUCAGGACGGACAGACGCCCAACUCGUCGACCUCCUGCACCGAGGAAAGUCCGUCUCCCCAAACUGA
Alternaria viburni is the source of this 1869-nucleotide messenger RNA. RefSeq lists its product as uncharacterized. Gene Ontology annotation, molecular function: nucleic acid binding. Gene Ontology annotation, cellular component: nucleus. The transcript has 2 exons. Lineage: Eukaryota; Fungi; Ascomycota; Dothideomycetes; Pleosporales; Pleosporaceae. The record is from RefSeq and is a predicted model, not a curated record. The coding region runs from base 1 to 1869 and encodes 622 amino acids.